GCCUCCUUGGCCCGGGCUCCGUUCCGACUCAAACCUCUUUACUCCCCGCUGCGUACAGCUCUCCUGCGUAUACACGGCGGUUUGAGUGGGAACGUCAAUCAGAAGAGGUAGCCCGGCCUAUGACGCCGCGCAUCGUAUUGAGUCGGCGACGGGUCAUAUUUCCUCAACUUCAUCAUCGUCCUUCAAUACCCCCCGGGCUUCCCCACGCCCGCAUCCACGCGCCGCUAAAACGCACCGCUUACAUCAUCGCUCUGGCUGCCUCGAGCUUCAACUCAACCCUUCGCCAUCCGCCCGCCCGCCCGCUCGACUGACUGACAUCGACGAAGCGUCGCGAGCCGUUUGCUAGUGGGAUUCGAAACAUUAGUGGCCCGAGAGGCCGGCUGACGGACGCAUCAUGGUCACCAAGCCGCCACCUGGCGACCCUCCGACCGCCACGCCCCCCGCACCGCAGCCAAACGACGCCCGGCGAGAUGGCUGGCACGAUGACUCGCUCAACGACAACACUUGGGAAGACAUCGGGCCCCGAGCCGACGGUGCAGGUGCUGCCGAUGACGGCGGCCGACGCAAUGUUCCUGCGGCGCUGCGUCCUGGCCCGGCCAUGCUGAACCCGGCCCCCGAGGACGACGACGGCAAUGUGUGGGACGAGGCACGCAGCCAGCAACCGAGCGACGCGGAUGCCAGGUUGGCACAGGUCCCCAAUGCACUCAGGCCCGGUAGCGGUGUCAGCCGCGUCGAGACGAAUCCCUUCCUUAAGAGAAAACCCGUCUCGCAAUCACAACAAGACCCCUCCAUAGCCUCGCCAACGCCACCCGCCGACUCCUUCGCGAGGCUAGACCUCCACGCGGGGGACCAAGCCCAAAGCAACCCCUGGCAGGCCGCCUCCGAGCCGCAGUCGCAAAAGACGUCGAGCGGGUGGCAGACGCCCCAGCGACAGCCGGUGUUGCUCGAUGACGACACCGACCCGUGGACUUCGAGUGAGCCUCCGCCACCACAGCCACCGGCAAAGCAAUCGCCGGCGUUGCUGUCGCUGCCCUCGGACGAAGAGUCCGCAUGGAACGAUCAUGUACGCCCCGAAAAGGCCGAGAUUGUCAUAGAGCCCCCGACUCCGGCCCCGGCAGCCCCCAUGUCAAACGACUUGCUCGACGAGCCCAAUGUGUGGGAUGACCUCGGCGCUCUGGACAAGGGCAAGUCCAAGGCCACGGCCGCGUCGCCAAAUCAACAAGCUCAGCUGGACGACUGGAACCUCAUCGACGCUGACUCGUCAUCCGACCAGCCGAAACAGCCCGGGCAACCCGAGGAGAACACCGAGGAUGCGACUGAGAAGCCGCCCCUGCCGCCGAGGGACGUCGAGCGGCCGCGCUGGGUACCCUCCAGAGAGCCCGUCGACAGCAAGUCGGAGACGUACCAAGUCAAGAACAUUAGGUGGCACGACGACACGUCGACCAAGAACCCACGCACGUCGCCGAUCCUGAUACAGAACAAGAACGGGCCGUGUCCGCUGGUCGCCCUGGUCAACGCCCUGACCCUGACGACACCGGCCGACAUGCCCGACACGGCCUUGGUGCAAGUACUGCGUUCGAGGGAACAGAUCAGCUUGAGCCUAUUGCUGGACGCCGUGUUUGACGAGCUCAUGUCGCCACGGCGGACCAGCUCCGAGGACGCCCUCCCCGACGUGGGCGACCUGUACGGCUUCCUGCAGAGCCUGCACACGGGCAUGAAUGUCAACCCCCGCUUCAUCCCGACGCCCGAGAUGGUGACUGCGUACAAGCGCACGUCGCUCACGCACCUGCACCCGACGGAGCGCGGGGAGCUCAUCCCGGGAACCUUUGAGGACACGACGGAGAUGAGCCUGUAUGCGACCUUCUCCAUCCCACUCAUCCACGGGUGGCUCGCUGCCCGAGCCGAGCCCGUCUACGAGGCGCUGGAGCGGCAGGCGGCGUCGUACGAGGAGGUGCAAAACCUCUUGUUCCGCGAAGAGGAGCUCGAGGACAAGCUAUCCAACUCGGAGACGGGAUUGACGGAGGCGGAGCAGCAGCUGUACCAGGACGUUGUGACCAUUAAAAUGUUCCUACACGCGUCGGCGACACAGCUCACGCCGUGGGGCAUCGAGGUGAUUGGCAAGGCCAUGCGGCCGGGCACGUUUGCUAUACUAUUCCGCAACGACCACUUUAGCACGCUCUACUGCCACCCGCACACGAUGCAGCUGCUGAGCCUGGUGACAGACGCGGGCUACGGCAGUCACGAGGAGGUGGUGUGGGAGAGCCUUGUGGACGUGAACGGCGAGCAGACCGAGUACCUGUCUGGCGACUUUCGGGUGGUUGGCGGCGGUGGAGGUGCUGGAGGCGGCAGCUUCGGCGGCAGCGGCAGCAACACGGCAGGGCACGGCGGCGAAUGGAGAACGGUGCAGGGAAGGCGCGGCAAGGCGCGACAGCAGGAGGAGCAGGAGGAUGAGGCGAACGAGGUACCGAUGAGCCCACAGCACGAGCAAGAGGACCGCGACCUGGCACUGGCACUGCAGCUGCAAGAAGAGGAGGACGAGCGGCAUCGCGAGGAGCAGGCACGCCGGCGAAGGGAGAGCAUACUGUCGGAGCAGUACAUUGAGCAGCAGGGCCAGCGGCCGGGGCCCGUCAGCCGGGGUCACCACCGGCGCACGCAGUCCGGUGCCGGAACGGGCAUUGCGCCGGAGCGCCGGAGCUCCAACAGCGUCAACGUGCCGGUACUGUCGGCAUCGCAGUCGCAGCCACGGCUGUCGGUCAACACAACGGCGGCUGCGGCGCAGCAGGUGCGGCCUCUGGUGCCCCCACGGCGGCAGGGCGUGUCACGGGCGGCAGACGCCGAGGGCGAGGACGCGCCACCGUCGUACGAGCAGGCGGCGCACGACAGAGCGUUUGUGCCGCCGGCAGGACACCCGAGCCACGCGGGGAGCAGCCCGGUGGCGUCAAGGCAGACGCCGAGGACGAGCGCAGGCGGUGGUCAGGGCCCCGCGCAGCAGCAGCGGCCGAUGGGCAUGGGGUCUUCGACAGCGGCUGCGGGGAGGAGGAUGCCGGCGGUGAGCUCGGGGCCGCCGCCGGCGAUGCACCAGGGCCGGGACCGGGAGUGCGUGAUGAUGUGAUGUGAUGUGGAUGACGGAUGAGCAGCGUGUGCCGUUGGUUUUCUGACAUGCUGUGGUUCAUGUGCGCGCAUCAUGGGGGCGUUUCAUAUCACGGGAAGCAAGGCAUGGCGUUUUUGGGAGAGCAGCACCUACGUAUUUGGUAUGUGGGUUACGUUGCACCAAGGUAGUUACCUAGUUGGUGGCAUUUUGUGGUGCAUGUAUCCGUACUUUGGCGAUGGGCUGGCUGUGCAGGGGACGAUUACAAAGACGGGCACGGGUUUACGACAUGAAUAUAUGUAUGGCUGGUAUAAUUAUUCUAUUCUGGGAUUGUAAGUAGUGCGUGGUGUGUCCUUGAGCAUCAAUCAUGGUCACGGUGAACCAGGCUUUGGUUGAUUGAGGCUAUUCCCAGCCGUCGACGAGCGCU
Molecule: messenger RNA, 3515 nt
Organism: Purpureocillium takamizusanense
Lineage: Eukaryota; Fungi; Ascomycota; Sordariomycetes; Hypocreales; Ophiocordycipitaceae
Exons: 1
Coding region: 395-3112 (905 amino acids)
Biological process (GO): protein K48-linked deubiquitination
Cellular component (GO): cytosol; cell periphery
Molecular function (GO): cysteine-type deubiquitinase activity; cysteine-type carboxypeptidase activity; K48-linked deubiquitinase activity
Source: RefSeq, a predicted model, not a curated record